Messenger RNA from Hevea brasiliensis (rubber tree), 473 nucleotides. RefSeq names its product 40S ribosomal protein S29. Gene Ontology annotation, molecular function: zinc ion binding; structural constituent of ribosome. Bases 105 to 275 code for a protein of 56 amino acids. The record is from RefSeq and is a predicted model, not a curated record. Lineage: Eukaryota; Viridiplantae; Streptophyta; Magnoliopsida; Malpighiales; Euphorbiaceae. Gene Ontology annotation, cellular component: ribosome; cytosolic small ribosomal subunit. The transcript has 3 exons. Gene Ontology annotation, biological process: translation.
ACUUACUUUCCCUCACUGAUCCAAAUUCUCUGCGAUUCUAGGGUUUUCUGUAGUCUCUCUGGUGCUGCCCUGCGUUUCAAAGGCUUCAGAGUAAAUCGGUAGUCAUGGGUCACUCAAACGUCUGGAAUUCUCAUCCCAAGAACUACGGGCCUGGUUCUCGUGCCUGCCGUGUUUGUGGGAAUCCCCAUGGGUUGAUCCGGAAGUAUGGACUCAUGUGUUGCAGACAGUGCUUUCGUAGCAAUGCCAAGGAAAUUGGCUUCAUCAAGUAUCGCUGAAGGAUAAACACCUCAUCCGCUAAAGGAGAGAACAAGUAUGAUUCAAGAGUAGUGGUUUCUGUUUUGAUGAACUUGAAGAAAUGUUUAAUUUUGGUGAUGUGUUGUUGAACUUGGGUUGAUGUUAGACAACAAUUAGUUUUGAAUGCUAUGAGAAUAUUUUGUGGGUUUCAUUUAUGGAUGAUUACUCCUCUUAUUUCA